GACUUGCGCAGUCGGGGUAUGGAUGUCGAGGGUAUAUUUAGGAAAGAAGGGAACUGGAAUAGGCUGAAGAAUAUAUUUCCGGUUUAUUUUGGGUGUGUUGGAAUCCCAAAGGAGUGCACUGUGCACGACAUUUGCUCUAUGAUCAAAAGGUUCUUUCGAGAGCUGAAGACUCCGCUAUUCGCUCAUCUUGAAACAAAAUUGAUUGAUGUAAUUUUUAACGGUGAGGUACGUCGCCGUAAACUACUGGAUGCUGUGUUAAUGCUGCCUUCCAGCCAUUUGGGGACUCUGGCUUAUUUGCUGAGGCAGUUAAAAUAUGUAAGUUAUUUACAUUAUUUGAGUUUGAAUUAA
Molecule: messenger RNA, 348 nt
Organism: Enterobius vermicularis (human pinworm)
Lineage: Eukaryota; Metazoa; Nematoda; Chromadorea; Rhabditida; Oxyuridae
Source: the annotation of a GenBank genome assembly